CACAACAGGCGAUUUUAAACACGUCCCGGUCAGCCCGUAUUGAUGACGCCCAACUUUUUUACGCUUCCUGGUAUAAAACAAAAGAGGGAUAACAUGUCGCCGGGAUGAACAGAGAAGGAGACCGAUGCGUAAAGAGUGCGCCCCGGAGCCAGAAGCCAUCCUCUAGGUUGUCUCAACAGGGAACCGUCCAGAGGAGGAAAAAGGAGUCCACGUCGAAAGACAGCCAAAGCAGCGGUCAGCCAAGAGGAACAUCGGAAGGUAACCGUGGCUCCGGUAAAGACGGGAAACCAACGGGAAAACGUCCGGGGGGCAGCGCCGUGACAGUAUGCCAGAGGAAACUCUCCGACGCCAGCAACACGUCCGAGGACCUGAGCAAAGACUCCGGCUGCUUGUCGGGGAAACCCUCCUCCUCCGACAGCAGCUCGGAAAUAUCCGAUUGUACGUGGGAGGGCAACAAGCGCGACUCUCCCAUCAGCGACAAUGAAUUAAGAUGGACUGACGGGAGAGUUGACAAGAGGCCGGUGAGUGGGGGCAAAGACGACGCCAAAGAGGGCAUACAAGCAGCGGGGAACGCUUGCUCGCGCCCCCUGGAUGCUGCUGCUGGAGGGGCCCUCACCUUGUUGAACUCCUCGGUGGCAUUUAUGGAUCUCAUGAUGGCAGAGACCACCGAUGACCUGGUCAGGGAAGUGGAAGAUUUGAGGUCGGAGAAUGAGUAUUUGAGGGAUGAGGUGGAGGAGCUGCGCUGCGAGAUGUUGGAGAUGCGUGACAUGUUCCAGGAGGAGGAGACACGCCAGCUGCAGGAUCUGCGGCAUCAGCUGGAGCAGGCCAACAAAACCUGCCGCAUCCUUCAGUACCGUCUCCGCAAGGCUGAGCGACGCAGCAUCAGAGUGGCCCAGACAGGGCAGGUGGACGGGGAGCUGGUCAGAAACCUUGAACAUGACAUCAAGGUUGCAAAGAGCGUCUCCCUGCGACUGUACAAUGAGCUGGAGGUAGUGCAGAAGAAGAACGGCCAGUUGGACUGGGAGAAUGAGAUGCUUCGAGAGAAGACUCAGGAGCUGGAGGUGGUCAAGCACGUCUUGCAGGCCGAGUUGGAGAAAGCCAGAGAGAGCUUUUUAAAGAGGCGAAGCACCAGAUCAACAGCCAGUAAAACCGAGCGGAGGCUCUCUCAACAGAUUGAGGUCCUGCCUUCAAUGCAGGAUGACAGCGAUCUCAAGUGCCAACUCCACUUUGCCAAAGAAGAAUUGGCUCUCAUGUGCAAGAAGCUCACCAAGUUAGUGUCAGAGAGCGAGGUCAUGCACGAGCAGCUGGCCAGGUACCAUUCAGCUUACGGCGAUGUCGACGCCUCCCAGUCGCCCGAGGGCAAACUAAAGUCCGCCUACGCCCGGGAGGCGGAGGUCAAAGUUCAUUUGAAACUGGUAGAAGAGGAAGCCAUGCUCCUGAGCCGCCGCAUCGUUGAGCUGGAGAUGGAGAACCGUGGGCUGCGAGCGGAAAUGAACGACUUGAGGGAGAGAGAUGGCGCAGGGGGAGCCGAGGAGGAGGAGAAUCGGAAUGUUUUGGACGGACAUCUGUCACCUUCCACCUUGAGGAAGAACAGAAAUGAAAGAGGUCAGAUUUUGAAAACGACAAGUGCUGUGCGUGAUGAACGGGCAACAGUGGAGACUGAAGGGCAGCUUCCUUCUUGCCACAUCACAAGAGAAGGUCCCGUAGGGGGCGAGUGGAACCCAUUAGACAGCGUUGGCAACAAGUCACCUGACAGCAGCUCCAAAGGAAUGACUGUGACAGAUUAUACAACUCUUGCGGCUCUCCGAGAUCAUUCCUGCAUUUUGUGUUCGGCCAUCCAGCUCAUUAAAACUACACCCAAAAACGGCCAUUGCUCAUCCCCCUCCAGUGCGCUUAUGCCACCAACAGAUGGUAAAACAGAGUCCUUAUUCUCCUCAGGGCCUUUGAAUGAGGCACUGGUGGUUCUGCAGGCCAUGCUGCAGGCUUUUAUCAUGAGGAUGGAAGUUCUUCUAAGUGGCAAAAAUCCCCCUCACCAGGAAGGUCACGCUUGGGGUUCCUACUUGUUCUCCGCUCUCAAUGGAGAAUAUGUGGAUCAGGACACUAUCAGUCAAGGUUUCAUUGAGUCAGGAACACAGCAGGAAUGCGUUCAAGUUGAUGUGGAUGAAGGAGCAAAACAAACCGCACAAAGGCUGUCAUCCAAAUGGGACCUGAGAAUGCAACUUUCCAUGCAGAUUCUGUGGAUCCUGCAUCAGUGGUGUCAAGAAUCCAUACUGGAAGGAAAAGAGGCUAAGGACAAACGCAUGACGAAGUUGCAAGAUUUGUUGCAGCGCGUCGGUGCUGAGCUCAAGGGGGAAACACUUGACGGCCAGACCAUUGGUGUCCAGAACAAGGCAGCUGAGUGUGCUGUCAGUGGUGUCGUCACAGAUGAAGUACACUCUGACGCCGACAGAAUAUGCAGCUCCAUUAGGAUGAAACUUAAGCAGCAGCUUUCUCCACAUGCCUACAGGCGGAAGAACUGGUGUUAUCUAAACCAGCAGGCUUCCCUAGAGGACCAGGAACAGCGCGUUAAGACGUGGGACCAUCUAAUCAUGCCGCUUAGCUUCCCUGAUCUUGACUUUGAGCAGAUGUCCGUGGAGAGAAGCCACACUGCACCAGAGAAGUCCGCUCUGCGCAUUUACUACAGCCCCCCGUCCAAGCGCAGAGUCCAGCUGGCUCAGUUGAAGCUAAGCCCCGAAAGUGACAGAGAAUCUAUGGAAACGCAGUCUCCCUGGUGCACGCCGCCGACCUCCUUUUCAACACUUUGUGUCGGCUCUUCGGCCAACCUCAGCGACGAUAUGAAGGAGAUGGCGGCUAGCUGGAGGCAGGGGGGUCACAGCGGCUCGCAGGUCAGCAGAACAAGAUUAGUGGGCCGGGGGGUGGAUGUGACCUGCUCUGGUACGCAGACUCACAUGAGGCCGCUGAUGGUGAGUGUUGGCCUGCAGACGGAAGGACACCAAGGCCCUGUAACUGUGAGAAACAGCCCCUCUCGGGUUGUCAACUCCUCUCUGAUCUCCUCCCACUCUCGCUGUGUCUCCACCUCAUUAGAGAGACUAAAAAGUAGAACCGAGCAAUCCAGACUCUCUGCCUCUUCCCCUAAACUGUAUCGAAGUCAAUCUGCGUCUGGUGCAUCCUCUAGUUUGAGCUCCUCAUUUGCAGCCAACACUCGGCGUCGAACAGUGUGGAAUCACCAAAGCCACUCUGGCUCAACGAGUCACAGAUCUGCUGCAGGACAGAACCUCAACCCUCUUCAUAGUGAGCAUCCUGGUCAGAAUAUCAAGCCCCCCAACAAAUCAGCAGGGGGUUUGGUCACUGAGUUUCUACGGCGAGUUAGCGGGCGGACAGAAAGACCGGUCCCGGGGUCGGCCCAGAAGAUGAACAGCGGGCUAGAGCGCGUUCCCGUGAGGGCUUCGUCGUCCUUGUUGCCGAGGAGCGACAGUGUGACCAGGAUCGUCAACCACAGAUUCAUGAGGCAGAGAGAGGAGGUCGGUCGAGCCCCAAAUGAGGAGAAACGGAGAAGCAGAAGUAAUGGUGCCGCGUAUAGUCUGAGAUCUCCCGUGGCAGAGGAUGGAAGUUACGAUUGCAGCUCCAGCAGCACCCUGACCUUCUGCUUUGCUCGUCCAUUUCGUUCUACUCCGAGACAAACGUCCACCCAGAACAAAGUCACGAGAUGCCAGACUGCAGAGUCCGACUGUGAAUGAAGGACAAUCACAGAGAGGACAGGAUGGUGAUGAUGUGGUAAAAUUGAUGUUUCUGCGGACCUUAAAAAAAAAACACACACGAGUUGAUCAAAUGGUAUUUCAAAUGGCUCAAAACGUUUUGGACAGUGGUGUCCUGUAAAGUCUCUUACAAUGCUGGAUAUGUAUUCAUAUUUACACUAAGUGUA
Molecule: messenger RNA, 3922 nt
Organism: Phycodurus eques (leafy seadragon)
Lineage: Eukaryota; Metazoa; Chordata; Actinopteri; Syngnathiformes; Syngnathidae
Product: protein SOGA1-like
Exons: 10
Coding region: 105-3737 (1210 amino acids)
Biological process (GO): regulation of autophagy
Source: RefSeq, a predicted model, not a curated record